Chlamydomonas reinhardtii is the source of this 966-nucleotide messenger RNA. RefSeq lists its product as uncharacterized. Lineage: Eukaryota; Viridiplantae; Chlorophyta; Chlorophyceae; Chlamydomonadales; Chlamydomonadaceae. The coding region runs from base 131 to 493 and encodes 120 amino acids. The record is from RefSeq and is a predicted model, not a curated record. The transcript has a single exon.
CUAGAAUUAGAUAUCAACACUAAUUCGCCCGGACUUGGCCCGGUGCUCUAGGAGACGUAGAACCAGCUUUUGCGGCUGUGGCCACUUCCCAGCCACUCUAGUGCACCGACUUUCGCACAAGUCCGCAACCAUGCUGGCUACUCCCCGGGCUUCUGCCCGUCCUUUCACCAGCGCGCGCCCGGCCGCCAAGGCGCCCAUUUGCCCUCGCCGGGUGACCGUGCGCGCCGCGGAGGAGGCUGUGGAGGCCGCUCCUGAGGCGUUCGAGGAGUCCAUGGAGUCGGGUCCUCGUGGCCGUCGCAGCUCUGUGGAGAAGGGCAUGGAGCUGAAGCACUUCCUGCCUCUGCCCAAGCCGGCCCACCUUGUGUUCAUUAAGCCCACCGUGGCCGUCGUCGCGGGCACUGCUAGCCGCAGCUCCGUGGGCGUUAAGAUGUCCGCUGGCGACCAGCAACUGGAGCGCUACGUGGUCGAGUACUUCGCUCGCAGCGUCAAGUAAAUGGUGGAAUUUUCAUGUGGGUAGCCAAGAUACGCCCUGGAGCGUGGCCGGGCAGUGUUUAUGCGCGUACAUUGAGAUGUUUGAGGGCAUUUUUCGCGGCCCACUGGUCGGGUGCUGGCUGGUGCCAGGCCGGCCAUGGUGCGAGUGGUUGGCGGUGUGUCGCAAACGCCCACGCCUUGCGCUCCUCGAUCCGGGAGUUUUGACCCUGUCCCGGACGAGCGACUGGCAAGCGCUGUGUAUGCAGCAGUUGGCGGGCGGAUACAGAGACACCGGGGGGUGAAGGGAGUGCGUGGAGCUCUGAGGGUUGGUGGCCGCCCCAGCCAAGGGGUGUAUGCCGAACGGCAAAUAGGUUAGAUGACGGAUGCAGAUGGAAGGACGAGGCGGGAAGGCAGACAUACUGUCGCAUGGAUGUUUACAGACGGCAUUUGGGGCUUUAACGAGACCCGCGGUACAGCGUGUAACGACGUGGUGUU